AUGUCUGAGGAUGGUGUGGCUGUUAAACUAAGGGAUGAUAUGGAGAUUUUGAAUUCUAAUAAGCUUAGGAAUUCAUUGGUUAUCAAGGUUUUUGGAAAAGAGAUUCCCUCAUAUCUGGUUGCUUGGGCUGUUAGGAAACAGUGGAAGUUGUUUGGGAAUUUCCAUUUUACUACUCUUGGGAGAGGUUGGUUUUUGUGUUCAUUUGGUUUGGCCGAGAUGAUGGAAGGAGUUCUGAUGGGAGGACCGUGGUUUGAGAAUGGCCACAUUAUAGGGAUGGAGAAAUGGACAGCUGGUUUUUCAACCUUAUCUAUGAAAGGGUUGACUUCAUCAAUUUGGAUCAGAUUACCACAUCUACCCUUGCAAUGUUGGGCUGAGAUUAACAUGGCAAGGAUUGUUGCAAUGGUAGGAAGACCUCUUAUGCAGGAUGGAAAUAUGUUCCAAUGGGGGAGAUUUUUUCGAAGAGUUGAAUAUGAGAGAAUUUCAACUUUUAGUUAUAAAUGCGGAUUGGUGGGACACUUAAAAGCUGACUGUAAGAAGAAGGGUUCAGUAGCUUUGGAUGGCAAUGUUUGCGGUGGGAAUGCUAAGGCUGGGAAAGAGGUGGAAAUGCAUCCUGAAGAAGAUAAUUGUUCUACCUAUGGUCCCUGGAUAAUGGUUAAUAGAAAAAGCUUUAGAAGAUAG
Molecule: messenger RNA, 678 nt
Organism: Dendrobium catenatum
Lineage: Eukaryota; Viridiplantae; Streptophyta; Magnoliopsida; Asparagales; Orchidaceae
Exons: 2
Coding region: 1-678 (225 amino acids)
Source: RefSeq, a predicted model, not a curated record